This is a messenger RNA of Heterobilharzia americana, 517 nucleotides long. Lineage: Eukaryota; Metazoa; Platyhelminthes; Trematoda; Strigeidida; Schistosomatidae. The record is from the annotation of a GenBank genome assembly.
AAAAAAUGGUUAGUUUUGACGUAACAAGUCUUUAUACUAAAAUACCAAUCAAUAUGGCACUGGAGGCAGUCAGAAAUCAACUAGAUACUGACUCACAACUUACUCAAAGAACCAAGGCAUCGGUUGGUGAAAUCAUGUUAGGAGUGCAGUUAUGCUUAACCUCGACAGUCUUCAAGUUUCAGGGAAAGAUAUACAGACAAACAGAAGGAGUAGCAAUGGGAUCACCAAUAUCCCCUAUAGUAGCAGAUAUAUUUAUGGAUAGUUGGGAAGAUAUGGCUUUACGAACAUAUAAUCCGACACCUAAGAUAUGGUGGCGAUAUGUAGAUGACACAUUUACAGUGUUGAAAUCGGAACAUAUCGACAGUUUCUUGACACACAUAAACUCAGUAGUUAACGCAAUCCAAUUCACUUACGAAGUAGAAAAUGAACAAGGAGAAUUACCUAUGUUGGAUUGCAGAAUAAAACGAAGGAUAGAUGGUGGUUUAGAUACUACCGUCUACAGAAAACCAACACAUUC